AUGGAUCAGAGCAGUUAUUACUCAGAAAUCAUUCCUUUCACCCUAGCUGAAAAUGAAGCAGAAAAAUACCUAGUGUUCUCAAAUGAAGAAGAACUUCUGGUAUACCUUUCUUAUUGCAUUUGUUUGUGUAUUUAUCAGGAUGCCUUUGUAGCAUUUCACAAUGACAAGGCUCUGGUGAGAAAAUAUUUGAAAUCGCUGCUGAUCGGGGAGCUGGCACCAGAUCAACCCAGCUUUGAGUCUAAUAAAAAAAAAUCACUUUUAGAGGACUUUCGUGAGCUGCGCUGCACUAUUGAGAAGAUGGGACUUCUUCAGCCAAAUUACACCUUUUUCUUCAUGAUUUUUCUUCAUCUCCUGGUACUGGAUGCUGCAUCCUGGCUCACGAUCUGGUACUUUGGGAUAUCCUUAGUGCCUUUCCUUGUUGGCAUGGCAUUCUUCACCAUUGCUCAGAUCCAGAUGGGCUGGUUCCAACAUGAUCUGGGACACUGCUCUGUCUUCAGGAAGCCUAAAUGGAAUCAUCUGCUGCAGAUCGUUGUGAUAAAUAUUCUGAAGGGGUUACCUGCUAGCUGGUGGAAUCAUCUGCACAACCAGCACCAUGCCAAACCCAACUGCUUCCGCAAAGACCCUGAUCUCAAUAUGCACCCUCUCUUGUUCAGCUUGGGAAAGACGCUCUCAGUGGAGCUUGGAAAAAAAAAGAAGAAGUUCAUGCCUUACAAUUAUCAGCAUAAAUAUUUCAUCUUAUUGGCCCCACUUGCCCUUGUACCCUUCUUCCAGCUGUCUAUAUUCUACUUUGCAAUCAAGAGGAAAAAGUGGUUGGAACUGUUCUUGAUUGUGUUUUUCAACAUUCGAGUUUGUCUAAUGUACGUUCCUUUAAUGGGAUUUAACAAUUUCAUGGUGUAUUACUGGAUGUCCAGGUAUCUAGAGAGUACGUGGUUUAUUUGGGUCUCGCAGAUGAAUCACAUUCCAAUGAACAUUGAUUAUGAUAAGAACAAAGACUGGGUAUCUACUCAGCUCCAUGCAACGUGCAAUGUGAACCAAUCUCAGUUCAAUGACUGGUUCACUGGGCACUUGAACUUUCAAAUUGAACACCACCUUUUCCCCACAAUGCCUCGACAUAACUACUGGAAAGCAGCUCCUCUUGUGAAAGCCCUUUGUGAGAAGCAUGGCAUUGAGUAUAAAAGCAAGACUUUACUCAGAGCCUUUGUAGAUAUUUUGCACUCACUGAAGGAGUCUGGGGAACACUGGCUUGAAGCCUAUCUGCAUGGAUAGAAACUGGUGGCUCUCAGAGGGAACCUCUUCACCAGACAGCUGCUGCAAAGAGUCAGUGCAGACAAACAGUGUCUGUGGCUUUUGGCAUAGGAAUUUGGGAGCUGGGCAAAGCUGCUUUCAGAAAGGAAGGGGUGGGGAAUGGAUUAAAGAUACUUUUUUUUUUUUUUUUCCUUGUUCUGAACCACGAUAUCUCUAUUUUGUGCCGCUCUCAAACUCAGCAUUCAGAGCCAUGUUAAAGUGGGCCUUUAAAUUUGGGGGGAUAUUGAAUCAGCUUGGCCGAUUUGCUGUGUAGGUGGGGGAUGAAAGCAGCCCAGCUUCUUGCUUACAGGAAAAUUUAAAUGGAAAUCCAUAGUGGUUCUGGCUUAGUGGCUCAAUGAAAGUGGAUAGGACAAAUCAAACUGCAGGAAGUCAGAACACAUUAGGAUGGGGGGGUGAUCUUUAAAGGGUAUUCUAGAAUAGAUAAAAUAGGUAUACAAAGGACAAGAUGGUCUGGGGUAUGUUGCCAGCACUAGUGAUCAUAUGUGCACUACUUGCUCUAGCUAGUGAAAUUAGGUGUUAUAAAACAUACUGUUCAUGGAUUACAUAGGGAAGUAGAUAACUGGAUGCUAAAUUUUACACCUAAAAUAGCUAGUUUAAAUACAGUCCAAAAAGUCUGUAUAGUAUGUAUUAUUUAUACGUAUAAACAUAUGUAUUUAAUUGAGUGG
Messenger RNA from Oxyura jamaicensis (ruddy duck), 1970 nucleotides. RefSeq names its product acyl-CoA (8-3)-desaturase-like. Gene Ontology annotation, molecular function: oxidoreductase activity, acting on paired donors, with oxidation of a pair of donors resulting in the reduction of molecular oxygen to two molecules of water. The transcript is spliced from 12 exons. Gene Ontology annotation, cellular component: membrane. Gene Ontology annotation, biological process: lipid metabolic process. The record is from RefSeq and is a predicted model, not a curated record. The coding region runs from base 1 to 1266 and encodes 421 amino acids. NCBI's taxonomy places the organism in Eukaryota, Metazoa, Chordata, Aves, Anseriformes, Anatidae.